This is a messenger RNA of Mytilinidion resinicola, 1255 nucleotides long. RefSeq lists its product as uncharacterized. The record is from RefSeq and is a predicted model, not a curated record. NCBI's taxonomy places the organism in Eukaryota, Fungi, Ascomycota, Dothideomycetes, Mytilinidiales, Mytilinidiaceae. Gene Ontology annotation, molecular function: zinc ion binding; DNA binding. The transcript is spliced from 4 exons. The coding region runs from base 151 to 909 and encodes 252 amino acids.
ACUUAACGUCGAGCUCACCUCUUCCUAAUCCCACUUCAUCCCCAACUUCUUCAUCCCAAGCUCUUCGCCACUUGCUUCCUCGUCUUCUUUUCAUCCUUCACACUGUUCCCUGCACUCGUUUGUACCUGUCCAUACUCACGAAGUCUCAAGAUGAGCCUCUCAACCAUCCCUCACGUCACGGACUUGCUGCCUAUCGUAUUGAGCUCACAAAUUGACCACAAUCAUGAUGGCGGUCGCAACGCUCAUCCAGCCGUCACUUACGCAUUCGAACCUUUGCAGUCGCAGCCUAUCCAGUCCGCUGCGCCGGCAAUCGUGCCAGACGACGACGACAAAGCCGACAGCAUCCCCAAACAUCGCGUCGAGCAUUCCCCUUCAAACCUAGCAGCCUGCCAGAGCGCGCCCUGCAAGCGAGGAGGCCACAAGAUUGAGCUUGGCGAACUGCGCUUUGGGACUUACACGCUAUUCUUCCACACCGGGGAGAUGUUCUGGACCUACAAGCAUUGGCGCUGCGUCACCAAUAAACAGAUCAACACCAUCAAGGAUAUCGCCAAAGGCGAACCGCAGAAUGCCCCGGGGUACGACACCUUGACAGAGCAGGCGAAGGAACAUUUCCGGCUCGCGCUCGAGGCCGGUAGGGUGACCGACACAACGUUCAAAGGGAUUCCGGAGCCAGUUUACAAGGUCGAAAUUGCACCGCAGGGUCGAGCGACUUGUCAGAAUAAGGAGUGUAAGGAUGCGAAAGUCAAGAGCAAGAAGGGGGAGCUCAGGCUGGGGAAUCUAGUGCGAUUCCAAGGGCAUAAGAGCUGGAAAUACAAGCAUUGGGGCUGUGCCACCGUAGAUGAGUACAGGAGAAUACGAGACGUACUCGCCGCCGGUGAGCUUGAAGGGCUCGAAGACUUGGAUCCGUAGGAUCAGGACUUCAUUACCGGGUCGUGUGCCCUCGUAGAUAUUGGUGUUAUUGGUAUUACGCCGAAUACUGCUUCUGGAGCCGAACAGGAGCUAAAGCGGAAACUCGAGGAUCCUGCCCAAAGGGCAGAGGCUUCAGGUAGCGCUGCACCGUCGAAGAAACUCAAAAUGGAGUCAAGCAAGCAAGUCAUCAAUGCGACGGUGAAGAUGGAACGGAACUAGCUUUCGACACGAGAGGCAGGGCAAAAGAGGGGAAUUAAGGGCGAGGACUCCGGAAGUGUUAGCCUUGAGCUGAGUGGCAUCACGUUGGUCAAUCACACUGCAGCUGUCACUGAGAAGCAGCACCGAG